UAUAGUACUACAAUUCGGCAUUGGUUUGAAGUCCCUGUGUCACAUGACUUGGAAGCUAUUGAAAUAAAUAAUGAUUUUCCCAUAACACUGUUCUCACAAUUGUAAUUUAUUGAUGGUCCCUAAGCUAACCCCCGUUGGUUAAAAGCGAGCCAUCAGAGGUGAGCUAACCGCACUUAUACAACCGUCACUGGGUGAACUGACUAAAAAGCCGUCACUGGAUUCUGGGUGAAUGUCUGUCGAAUAUCCAACUUAAAACUAACUUCACCGCGGUUACUACGAGGUGCAUCUGAAUGCACCUGACGCCGUAGUGUCUCCAAUGACCGUUAUGUAUAGCUGAUGCACGCAUACCCUCUUUUUAUAGAUCAAGUGUUACUGUUUACUGCAUGAAACGGGCAUUUAACGAUCUGUUUUUGUUGAUAUAUUCGUUAAAUAGCCAAUUAGUAGACGUUAUCGCUGCAAACGGGUCAUUUUUUGUUCAUGUAACGUCAGACCAACUACACACUGCAGAUUUCUAUGGGAGUCCCACAGUUUAAGACUUUACGGAAUAAUCUGCACUGGUGGGUUCCCUGUUCACUGUUGCCGUACCUGGUCCGCGUCUUGUAACUUCAUACCAGAUAACACUAUCGGCCCGCCUGAUCAAAGUCUAUGGGAACCACUUCUAUUAUGUAAUGCGUUAUUACGAUGAAUUAAAGCUUUGUGUCAUUUAUCAUUAGUGUGCAGUCAUUUAAGGUGGACGUUAAGGCUAGUAUUUGUGGAUUCACUUUUUCCAGUUCACCUCCAGUUUGAGCCUGUCCAGGAUGAAAAGUGUCAGGGUUGCAGUGGUGGGCGCAGGUGUGAUCGGCUUCUCCACUGCUGUCUGCGUGGCUGAGGCGCUUCCUUUCUGCUCAGUUACUCUGCUGGCUGAGAAGUUCAGUCCAGACACCACCAGUGAUGGAGCUGCUGGGAUCCUGUUUGCUGAAAGGUUUCCAGAUAUUCCCUUGGAAAGACAAAAACGCUGGUUCAAGGACAGCUUCAAUCACCUGUUGGCCAUCGCUCAAUCCCAGCACUCAGCAGAGGCUGGAGUAAUGCUGAGUUCUGGCUGGCACAUUUUCAAAGAGGUUCCAGCUGAUAAGAAGCCCUUCUGGUCAGAGUCUGUGAUCGGCUUUAGAUUCAUGACUGAAGGUGAAUUGAAAAGGUUUCCGGAUCAUAAGUUUGGCCAGGCGUUCACCACCAUAAAAUGUGAAUGUUCCAGCUACCUGCCGUGGCUCGAGAAGAGGUUCAGAAAAGCUGGAGGCCAGGUGGAACAGAGGAUGGUAAAAAGUCUUCAUGAACUGAGCAACAGCUUUGAUAUCAUUGUCAACUGCUCCGGUCUGGGCUCCAAAACGCUGGUGGGUGACAACAAGGUAUAUCCGGUCAGAGGCCAGGUCCUCAAGGUGAAGGCCCCCUGGCUGCAGCACUUCAUCAGAGAUGGAGACGGAAAGACCUACAUCUACCCCGGCAUACACAGUGUCACUAUAGGCGGCACGAGGCAGGAGGGGGACUGGCGACUUCAAGUGGACGAAGGAGACACAAAGAGCAUCCUGGUGCGCUGCAGCAGGCUGGAGCCGUCGCUCAGCAAAGCCAAUGUUCUUGGCGAGUGGGUCGGCCUGAGGCCCAGCAGGAAGAACCCGAGGGUGGAGAGGGAGGAGGUGCACCUGCAGGGUCGGAGGUUGCAUGUGGUCCACAACUAUGGCCACGGAGGGUGGGGAGUCACCCUCGCCUGGGGUACUGCCCUGGAUGCACUGGGGCUGGUCAGGCAGUGCCUUCAUGAAAUGCUGCUACAGGCUAAACUGUGAACCAAGUAUGCCACUAAAUCCUGCUUUCACUCUGUCGAUAACACUUUAAAUAGUAGAACACACUGCCAGAGAGAUGUAAAUCACAGAUAGAAAAAUCAAAACUAGUGAGUAUACAUCAGAUGUCUAUCUAAGGAAAUUAGUUAUGUAAAACAUAAAAACGGGUAUGUGAGAAUAUAAUAGUAACUACUGCCUUUAUUCAUUUCCAUUUGCUGCCAAUAAC
Micropterus salmoides (largemouth bass) is the source of this 2034-nucleotide messenger RNA. RefSeq names its product D-aspartate oxidase (gene ddo). Gene Ontology annotation, molecular function: FAD binding; D-amino-acid oxidase activity. The record is from RefSeq and is a predicted model, not a curated record. The transcript is spliced from 4 exons. NCBI's taxonomy places the organism in Eukaryota, Metazoa, Chordata, Actinopteri, Centrarchiformes, Centrarchidae. The coding region runs from base 798 to 1814 and encodes 338 amino acids.